Molecule: messenger RNA, 1246 nt
Organism: Baudoinia panamericana UAMH 10762
Lineage: Eukaryota; Fungi; Ascomycota; Dothideomycetes; Mycosphaerellales; Teratosphaeriaceae
Exons: 1
Coding region: 32-958 (308 amino acids)
Cellular component (GO): mitochondrion
Source: RefSeq, a predicted model, not a curated record
GUUCCUUGCAACUAGAAGCACGACUCUUACAAUGGCGCCAAGCAGAGGAUUCCAGCGAUCAUCAUAUCUCAACUACAACGUCAGAUACUACAUAUCCCAGUCGUAUCGAACAAUCGAAGCGUGCCCAUCAUGCCUCCACCAACGCCGUCCCUUCACCACCAGCCCCCCAACUCACUCCGGCCACAACCGCUGGUCCAAAAUCAAACACGACAAACUGAAAACCGACGCCGCCAAGAACCGGGCGCGCUCCAUCUUCGCCCAAGAAAUCGCCACAGCCUCCAAACUCUUCGGCCCGGAGCCGAACAGCAACGCUCGUCUUGCCGAUCUGAUCACAAAAGCCAAACGCGAAGGCUUCGCAAAGACCUCAAUCGAAGCCGCGAUCGCGCGGGGACAGGGUCGGAGCACCAGUGGUGCCAGUCUGGAGAGCGUCACAGUCGAGGGGAUUCUGCGGAAUAAUGUGGGGGUGAUUGUGGAGUGUGAGACGGAUAGUAAGCUGCGGACGCUGGCAGAUGUGCGGUUGAUCAUGAAGGAGAAUGGGGGCAGUGCGACGCCGUGUAGUUAUUUGUUUCGGAAGAAAGGGCGGAUAGUGUUCGAGGCGAAGGAGGGCGUUGGCGUGGAGGAGGCGCUUGAUGCCGCGCUCGAAGCGGGUGCUAUGGACGUUGAGGACGAUGGGGAAGGCAGGAUAGUGGUUUCGACGGAGCCGGAGGAUACCAAGUCUGUCGGCGAAGCGGUGGCGAAUGCGCUAAGUCUUCAGAUCGCGACGUCCGAGAUUCUUUGGGAGCCGAACGAAGAGACGAAAGUGGGCGUGCCCGACGAGCAAUCGGCGCAGGAGCUCAGUGCUUUCCUUGACGAUCUAGAAGAGCGUGAGGCGAGUCUGCAAGCUGUGGCUAUGAACGUCGCUCAAGGAAGCCUGGAGGACGCGGCGUGGAAGGACUUGCAGGCCCGUUUGAGUAGUUGAAAUAAUGAAUUUGCUACGCAAGUCUGUCCAAGAACAUCCCUGUUAUUGAAAAGGUUCUCGCGCUAAUAGGCUGUCCGACUCUGCAUCGCUUAUUACUCCAUAUAAAAGUUCCUACGCGGCUCACUGCUCCGAGUUAGCGGACGUUCUCCAAUCCAAAAAGACUUACCAGCUGCAAGAAUGUCUUCCAGCUAGCUGAUGGGUGAAGCUCCAGCUUGACUAUAGUUUCGCCCGACGGCUGAAGCAAAGGCCGAGAGAGUUCGAAGCGCAUCUGCUGUACAUGUUUGUGAG